AUGUUAAAAAGAGGACUAAAAGCAGUCUUUUUCACACAUUUACCACUCUAUCGAGCACCCAUUUCUAUUUAUUCUUUCUCUUCAAAAAGAUAUCAAAGAGCGAUGAGUACAUCCGUUGGCCAAGUUACCGCCAGUCUACAGAAACUGAACCUGGAAGUCCCACCCGCUGUGGAGGGCUCAUAUCCUGACGGAAACAUUGUUGAUCUUGGCCGUAAUUACAUCACCAAGCACUUAGCGGAGCUCACCGGUGUUGAUGCCAAAAUUGUGUUUCCAGCGUUGGAAUGGUCUACUACGCUUGACAAGGGUGAUUUGUUGGUCGCCCUUCCAAGACUGAGACUCAAAGGAGAUUUGAAUGCCCUUGCCGAGAAGAUCGCUAGUGAUUUUCCUUUGGGGGGCUAUCUCUCCAAGGUGGUUCCUCAGGGGAAAUUCUUACAGUUUUGGUUUGAUGACCAGAUGCUGCUGUCGCUCGUGACCAAGGAGAUUCUUGACAAGGGGGCCCAAUAUGGUUCUGCACCUAUUGGAGUUGGAAAGAAAAUUAUCGUUGAGUUCUCGUCGCCAAACAUUGCCAAGCCAUUCCACGCUGGUCACUUGCGUUCCACAAUUAUCGGUGGUUUCCUCUCCAACUUGUACGAGAAGCUGGGAUGGGAUGUGGUCAGAUUGAACUAUCUCGGUGACUGGGGAAAACAGUUCGGUGUUUUGGCAGUUGGAUUUGCCAAGUAUGGUUCCGAGGAGAAGCUUGCUGAUGAUCCUAUUGACCAUCUGUUCCAGGUAUACGUCGCUAUCAACAACGACAUCAAGGCCGAGAAGGAGGCUGGUGUUGCCGAGGCCGAUUCUAUUGAUGAACAGGCCAGAGCCUUUUUCAAGAAAUUGUCUGACGGAGACCAAGAUGCAUACAAAUUGUGGGCCAAAUUUAGAGAUCUUUCGAUUGAGCGUUACAUUGAUACCUAUGCUCGUUUGAACAUCAAGUUUGACAGCUAUUCCGGUGAGUCCCAGGUCCCUCAAGAGCUUAUGGAGGGUGCAACCAAAACUCUCAGAGAGAAGGGCUUGAUUACUGAAGACCGUGGUGCUUUGCUGGUUGACUUGGCUCCUUUCGACAAGAAACUGGGCAAGGUGUUGGUUCAGAAGACCGACGGAACUUCCCUGUAUCUUACGCGUGAUAUCGGAGCUGCCACCGACCGUAAGGCCAAAUAUAACUUUGACAAGAUGAUCUACGUGAUUGCGUCUCAGCAAGACCUGCAUGUGAAGCAGUUCUUCAAGAUCCUUGAUCUGAUGGGAUACGAAUGGGCAAACCCCAAGAAGGAGCAGCUUUUGCACGUGAACUUCGGUAUGGUGCUUGGAAUGUCUACGAGAGCCGGAACCGUUGUUUUCCUCAACGAUAUCCUCAACACCACCAAGGAGAAAAUGCUGGAGAUCAUGAAGAGAAACGAGGACAAGUAUGCCCAGGUGGAGGAUGCCGAGAACGUGGCCGAUCUCAUCGGUAUUGCUGCCGUUAUGAUUCAGGACAUGAGUGCCAAGCGUGUGUAUAACUACGAAUUCAGCUGGGACAGAAUGCUGUCGUUUGAAGGUGAUACUGGUCCAUACUUGCAGUAUGCCCAUUCUCGUCUCAAGUCUAUUGAGAGACUGGCUGGUAUUCCAGAAGAGGAGUACCUCAAUGCGAAGAUGGACUUGGCUGUUAUCCUUGGAAACGAGCCCAAGGAGUCGGACUUCCCAGCCGAAGAGUACGCCAAAGAACUGGAAGCCUACGAAUACAGAAAGCAAAAGGUGUCUUACCUGGUCAAGGUGUUGUCGCAAUAUCCAGACAGUCUUAGAUUUGCCUCUAAGAAUAGCGAGCCAUCCACUGUGGUGACCUACCUGUUCAAACUGGCCCACCAGUUCUCGUCCACCUACAAAGUGUUGAGAGUUGUUGGAGAGGAGCAUGACGUGAUGUUGGCCCGUCUCACGCUGUUCGCCUGUGUUCGUCAAACCCUCAGCAACGGUCUAUUGUUGUUGGGAAUUACUCCUGUUGAUAGAAUGUGA
Messenger RNA from Kuraishia capsulata CBS 1993, 2016 nucleotides. RefSeq lists its product as uncharacterized. Gene Ontology annotation, cellular component: cytoplasm; mitochondrion. Gene Ontology annotation, biological process: mitochondrial translation; arginyl-tRNA aminoacylation. The coding region runs from base 1 to 2016 and encodes 671 amino acids. Lineage: Eukaryota; Fungi; Ascomycota; Pichiomycetes; Pichiales; Pichiaceae. Gene Ontology annotation, molecular function: arginine-tRNA ligase activity; ATP binding. The record is from RefSeq and is a predicted model, not a curated record. The transcript has a single exon.